AUGUACGUAGGUGCAAAGCAUGGUAGGAAUGGCGUAGCAAUUGCUGUCAAAGAAGAUCAUCUUGAAAACAUCCUGGAGGUCAACCGUAUUAACGACAGACUCAUGUCAAUAAAGGUACUGGUGGAAGGUGAGGUACUAAAUAUUGUAGCUGCAUAUGCUCCCCAAGCGGGUUGUAGCCAAGCAGAGAAAGACAAUUUUUGGACUUCCCUAGAAUACAUUCUUCAAUUAAUAUAUCCUAAAGAAACUACUUUACUGGGAGGUGAUUUAAACGGCCACAUCGGAGAAGCAAACAGCGCUUUCAAAAGGGUGCACGGAGGUUACGUAUACGGAACACUAAACGAUGCUGGUAAAGUCAUUCUCUCCACGGCAGCAGCCUUCGAUCUUGCUAUUGCCAAUUCUUUUUUGGCUAAAAAGAUCGAACAUCUGAUCACGUAUAAAAGCGGCCAAACAUCUUCACAGAUUGACUACAUACUAAUCAACCGAGUUCACAUUGGCCGUGUAACAAAUUGUAAGGUUAUUCCGGGAGAAUGCGUCGUCCCCCAACACCAUAUUGUUGUAAUGGACGUGCUAUUUAAACGACAUCCCAAGGAAAAACCAACUCAAAUUCCUGAACUCACCAAAUGGUGGAACCUAAAAGGUGAGAAAAUUCCCGAGUUCUGUGAACGUCUUGCUGAUUUAAAGCUACUAUCCCUACCCCAUCUAGCUGCCACACAACUUCCUGGAUUGGAAGUGAAUGCAGGACUUAUACCUCCAAUACAUCCUGAUGAGGUAAAGAAAGCCCUACACAAAAUGUCCAACAAGAAAGCCAUUGGACCUGACGGAAGCUUUGAAAUACUUAGGUCCACGCGGACUCGUACUGCUAACCGAUUUCUUUAA
Messenger RNA from Parnassius apollo (apollo), 876 nucleotides. Lineage: Eukaryota; Metazoa; Arthropoda; Insecta; Lepidoptera; Papilionidae. The record is from the annotation of a GenBank genome assembly.